Molecule: messenger RNA, 333 nt
Organism: Racocetra fulgida
Lineage: Eukaryota; Fungi; Glomeromycota; Glomeromycetes; Diversisporales; Gigasporaceae
Source: the annotation of a GenBank genome assembly
AUGUCUUUGACUGGUUCUACAAGCGUGAUAGAAGAUUCAGCUAUAGAUUUAUGGUUGCUAAUCAAUAUGCCUGCUAUGAAGCAUCCAAUUUCAACACCCAGUCCAAGCAUAAAUGAAACAUGUGACAUUAUAAGACAUAAAGAUAUGGAUCCAAGGAGAAAAAGUUCAUGUUUAUUGGGCCCUUUAAUAGUUUUUAAAAUCCGGGAAAUAGGUAAAUUUGCAACUAUAAGACUAAAUAUGCAAAAUAGUACCAUGGAAAAUAGUAAAUGUCCUGCUGUCAAUAUAACUUCAAUAUCAGUUUUGGAAAAAGCAUGCAGUGAAGCCUAUAAAUAA